This is a messenger RNA of Colletotrichum higginsianum IMI 349063, 1089 nucleotides long. Its product is annotated as Integral membrane protein. The record is from RefSeq and is a predicted model, not a curated record. Bases 1 to 1089 code for a protein of 362 amino acids. The transcript is spliced from 6 exons. Lineage: Eukaryota; Fungi; Ascomycota; Sordariomycetes; Glomerellales; Glomerellaceae.
AUGUCUUCGUCGGCUCGGGACGCCGAGAACAGAGGGCCGCAGGCCCUGACAGUCGUCAUAUGUGUGUCUGUCGUAAGCACGCUCUUCACGGCGGCGCGUCUUUACACCAGAGGGAGGAUUAUGGGGAAAAUCCGUUUGGAUGACUACUUGAUUGUCGCAUCCGUGGUCUGCGGUUGGAUGAACGUAGGAACUCUCGCCGUCGCCGUAUCGCACGGAUACGGACGCCACGUCGACACGCUUUCCCCCGAGCAGAAGUCCAAAGCCAUCCUCUGGAGUCUCGCCGGCUACCCCCCAGGCCUCCUGUCGUUCGGCCUGCCGAAGCCCGCCGUUGUCGUCCUGCUCACGCGAAUCCUCAACCCCAGCAAGUGGCACAAGAGGUUUCUGUGGACCGUGGCGACCUUGUGCGUGGCCAACUUGUUUGGAUUCAUGGCCAUCAUCUUCGGCCAGUGCCAACCCGCACGCUUGCAGUGGGACUCGUCGGUCACGGGGACAUGUUGGAGCAAAUGGGUCCUUGUGUCUUAUGCCACGUAUUCUGGGGCUUUUUGCGUGUUUGCCGAUGUCUAUCUCUCAAUCUAUCCCGCCGUAGUCCUUUCGAAACUACAGAUGGACAUUCGGAAGAAGGUGGCGUUGAGCGUUGCCCUCGGUUUCGGAUCCAUCUCGUCAAUCAUUGUCAUCUAUAAAUGCACCAGACUGUACAAGAUGGCUAGCCCAGACUCUACAUAUGAAGCAGUUGAGCUAGUAAUUUGGACUAUUGUCGAAGGCAGCAUCAUCAUCGUUGCGUCCUGCGUCCCCAUCCUCCAGCCCCUCGCCGAGCUCGUCUUUGGCAAACGCAUCUUCUCUUCCGGCAGUCGCAGGUAUACCUACCAAAACUCCCGGUCCGGUCUGAGUGACAGGGCGAGGGCGGGCAUACGACCCCAUGCCAAGAAGUACCAGAAGGAAGGGUAUGAGACGGAUAGUUUCAACAGCGUGGCCAAGACAACCGUCAUUGGCAGAUCAAGCCAGGAAAGCAUUUUGGAGCAGCAUGACGCCGAGGGGAAGAUUGUUAGGACCGACGCGUUCACCGUCACCGUUGAGCGCCACAAAGCUUGA